Messenger RNA from Exophiala spinifera, 1122 nucleotides. RefSeq lists its product as uncharacterized. The record is from RefSeq and is a predicted model, not a curated record. The transcript has a single exon. The coding region runs from base 1 to 1122 and encodes 373 amino acids. Lineage: Eukaryota; Fungi; Ascomycota; Eurotiomycetes; Chaetothyriales; Herpotrichiellaceae.
AUGAGUUACCACUACGGUGUACCGCCGUCGCAUUAUACCAAGUAUUACGGAACAUCCUCGCCUUAUCACAACGCGGAAUAUGUACACUACGCGCCACAAUACGAAACGACUCCGAAACGACAUUCUCGAAAGGCGAGCUAUAAUCCUUCGCCCAGGGUGGGAGGAUGGUUCUCACCUGCCGGUUCACCACCACCCCAUGAGCAGUACGCAGAACCACGCGAUGAUAUCUAUGUGAGUGAGGUAAAGGACAAGGUCCGCAAGCCCGAGGGCUACUACAAUACAUUUCCUACCUCAAGAUAUCACACCCGCUCCGCAUCGCGCAAGCAGAAUCAGCCCGUCUACAUCUACGACGACGAAGCUGAAGACGCAGGAAUGCAGCCUACAUAUAUCUAUCGAGAACCACCAAAACCGAAAACAAAGCAUGCAAGGAAGCCAAGCACUGACACCUACUUUUACUACGCGCAGGAACAGAUUAUAGAUGAGCAGCCGAAACGCUCGAGGGCACGACGAGCUUCGACCGCCAGCAAGCCUUCGCCUCGUUCCAAGAUCAGGUCGCAACCCAAACCAGCUCCUCAGGCAACGGAGGAAGAUGCCAUCCGUGCUGGCAUCCCCGCGGGCUAUUCCAUCAAGCACUGGGACCCGACGGAAUUGCCCAUCAUUCUUCUCGGCAGCGUGUUCGAUGCCAAUUCACUGGGCAAGUGGAUUUACGACUGGACCGUCUUCCACCAUGGCGCCUCGACGCCAAUGGCCGACAUGGCUGGAGAGCUGUGGCUACUUCUCAUCAAACUCGCAGGCAAGAUGAAGCGAGCCGAAGAAUGUGUGGAUCGCAUCCGCAACCUUGACAAGCGCGAAACCGUCGAGGACUUCAUCGUCAGUGGGCACCGGAUGUGGGAUAAAUUCAAAGCCCUUCUCAAGGACUGCGAACACUUCAUGCUCAAGGCUGCCAAGCGAGACGGCACAAAAACCAUGGGCAAGAAGGCAGGCACUGAGUUUGUCGAUUCCAUCUUCGGACGCGAUCGCUACCUUGAGUCGACUGAGAAUAUCAUGAACCAGGUGCGACUUUGGAACAUGCGCUUCGAUGUCAAUUGCGAGGACACCCUACGUCGUCCCUCGGCUGCCUAG